UGUUGGGGAAAUAUUUAAUAUAUAUUUACAUACAUUUUAUAAAUAUUUACAGAAAAUUUUGUUGGAAUCAUUACUAGUACAAUAUUUACGUAAUAUUGUAAUAACGUUUAAUUAUUAAAUAUUGGUUCAUAAAUGGCAUAGUAACAUUUUGACGAUAUUUUGUGCUAUGUGGGAUGCAGAACAUUCAGGAAGUUCAACGACCGUCCACCAUUUCACAAAUCACACCACUAACCACGCCGCAUGCGCGUGGUGCUUACUAGUAGCACAUUAGCACAAUAUUGCACAUGCAAUCUAAACAUAACUUUCCGUUAAAGAUAUUAGGGAGUUUUCGUGGCUUUUACGCUAAACUUACGGUAACGUUAAAUAUCACGUGACCAAAUACGGUAUUGAAAAUAACGGCCGUCUUGAAAAGAGAGUUAUCGUGAUCUGCGCCUCCCUUAAACGAUAAAACUGUCAGCGCCAUCUUCACAUUUAACAGGUAAACAUGGAAACAUAACCUUAAACGAGUGUAAACAAAAGCAAUAUUUUGAAAACGUUUCACUUUGAAGUAUGGAAGAACUACUGGAAAUUGCAGUGUUAGGUGACAUGGAUGUAAACGAUAUAGCAGAUGCUCUACUGAUUGGAGAAUUAGAAACUCCUCGACGUAAUAAAAGAAUUCGAGCUGAACAAUACGGACGGUUGAACUUGGACGAGUUAACUCCAGAAGAAAUUCAAUUGUACUUUCGGUUUAAUCGGAGACAAUUAUUGGAGCUAACUGAGGCAUUAAGAAUUCCUAACGAAAUAAGAACUGAUACUGGGCAUGUCACUACCAGUUUGGAAGGAUUGUGCAUAUGUCUACGACGAUUAGCCAGUGCCGUAUUUCCCAUUACGCAAAUUACGCCCAGGCGUAAGGCGGCAAUAUUGGAGAGGCGGCAAAAUUUCAAUUUUCAAAUCAAAAUUAGGCGUCUUCCUUCACCGACUUCUCACCACCUAUGUCACCACUCAACUCACGGUGAGUGACUCACCUCACCGUCAUGUUCCCCUUCCCACACGUAAGAAGCAAGUGCAAUAUUUGAAGUUGUCAAUAUGCAGUGAUCAUGAUCAGUGUCGUGAGUGAAUUGCAGCUGAAAGCGUAGGGGUUUGUAUGUAGUGAAUUAUAUUAUAUUGUGAACGGUGUGUAUCGUAAUUCGUAAUUCGCAUUCGUAUAUCUGUUUGCUUUUUACAGAUUAGUGUUAUUACUUUAUUAGUGGUAGCACAGUCUAAAUACAAUUAGACUGUGAUGGUAGAUAGUCGUAGUAAUCUGUGAUCACUGAUCAGUGCGUUUUACCGUUUAUUUAUAGUGUUGAGUUUGAGUCGAGUGUCACAAACAUUUUACAGUAUAACAAUUAACAAUACUAUGAGUGACGGCCGGAAACGGUUAAGUGGAGCGCAGUACAAAGCACUCGCUGAAGAAAAACGGAGAAAGAUUCAGGCCGUUUUAGACAAAACUCAAAAUUUGAAAAACUAUUUUUUAACUAAGCCUACAAAUUCCCAAGAGCAAACAGAUUGUUCAGAAUCGGAAGAUUUGGAGGUUGUUAGUGUUGUACCUAUACCUAUACCACCUGACAAUGCAGUCAAUGCAGAAGCGGUGGACACGGUCACAGAAGCAUCAUCAUCAUCGAACGUAGAAUCUGCAUGUCCAUCACCAUGUUUGCCAGCAAUUGUGAGCAACGACCCUGCCGAUUGGAACAUCAAUGAUGAUACUAUCAAUUAUUUAAUGUCAUUGCCCAAUGAAAUAUGCCAAAAUACAGAUGAGGAUUUUUCAUUAACCAAAAUUGUUAAUGGCGGAAAGUCACGAUGUCUCACUAAAAACGUUUUCCGCCGGAAACUUGCCAAUGGGGAAGAACAGCCUCGUAAAUAUUUGAUAUAUUCAUCUUCAAAGAAAUCCCUGUUUUGCAUCCCAUGUCGACUUUUCGGAGGAGCAUCAAAAAUGGCAACUGAAGGCAUAAAUGAUUGGAGUAAUGUAAAUAAAAUUUUGAAUUUACAUGAAAACUCCAAAGAACAUGCCAAAUCUCAAGUAACUUUAUUAAGGCGUCGACAAAAACAAAACCAAAUUGAUUCACUGCUGUGUCAGCAAAUAAGUAUUGAAGAAGAUUACUGGCGAAACGUGUUGAAGCGCGUAGUUGCAGUGACUAAAAAAUUGGCUUCCAGGGGGCUACCGUUUAGAGGAACAGUUGAAAAAUUUGGUAAUACGAACAAUGGCAAUUUCAUGAUGUGUCUGGAGCUCAUAGCAGAAUUUGAUCCGUUUCUAGCCACACAUUUAUCUCAGCACGGAAAUCCUGGAAGUGGUAAAACGUCAUACCUAUCAUCUACAAUAUGUGAAGAGUUUAUUGACCUCAUGUCGACUGAGGUACUAAAUCAUAUUAUGACCGAAAUUAGAAUGUCAAAAUACUACUCAAUUAUAAUUGACUCCACACCCGACAUGGCUCACAUUGAUCAAUUAUCCGUAAUAAUCAGAUAUGUUACAAACAACGGAAAACCAGUGGAGCGUUUUAUUGGCUUUUUGCCAAAUGUGGGGCAUAAAUCUGAAGAUUUAGAAAAUGCUAUCAUGUCAAAAUUGGAGAAACACAACUUGGAAUUAAAACAUUGUCGAGGUCAAUCCUACGACAAUGCGAGUAACAUGUCGGGAUGUUACAGUGGUCUACAAGCAAGGAUUUUAAAUCACAACCCACUCGCUUAUUACCUACCAUGCGCCGCCCAUUCACUGAAUUUGGUUGGAGUCUGCGCUGCUGAAUGUACUAGAGAGGCUGUAAGGUUCUUUGAAACGAUUCAAAACCUAUAUACUUUUUUCUCGGCAUCUACUCGUCGUUGGGAAAUUCUACUUUCCAGUUUAAAACCUGGCGCUAAAGUUCCAAAACGCGUAGAUGGAACAAGGUGGUCUGCACGCCAUGAUGCUUUAAUGAGCUUAUGCGGAGGCUGGGGGGAUUAUUUAAAUGCUUUGACAACAAUUGAAGAAUCUAUUUCUGAAAAACCUACGGUCCGUGCGGAGGCGGCUGGGAUUAAACGUUGCUUAAACCGCUUUGAAUUUGCCUUCAUGUCGGUUUUUUGGGAAGCGAUAUUAGAGCGUUUCCACAGCACUAAUAAAAUUCUUCAGAGCGUCGAAAUCGACAAUGGUGACGUAACUAGACUCUUUUCGUCUUUGAUAAGUUUUGUAAAAGCUCUACGAAAUACUACCAUGUUUGAAACGUACCUUGAUAAAGCCAAAGAAAUUAUGGAUGAAAGCUACGACAAUGAUCGUCAAAGAACUCGGAGACGUAAACUUUUCCCAGAUGAAAAUAUGGAUGGCGACACAAUUCUGACAGGCAAGGAACAACUAAAAGUAGAAACAUAUUUUUCCAUACUGGAUAGGGUUAUGGUGGAACUGGAAAAAAGAUAUGAAGCAUAUGACAGUGUUUUCAAAAAAUUUAAGUUCUUUUUUACUCUAAAAGAAAGUUCUCAAGAACAGUUGAUUGAAAGUGCCAACUACCUGCAACAAUGUUAUAAGGACGAUCUGGAAGAUGUAUUUGCAACAGAAUGUUUGCAUUUCGCGGAACUUUUAAAAGAAACAGACACGAAACACGAAAAAUGUACCUUAUCAAAUAUGCUUUCAUACAUUCGAUCUCACAAUUUAGAAGCAGUUUUCCCCAAUGUUGAAAUUGCCUUACGUAUGUUUGUUACUAUGGCGGUCACAGUUUGUUCAGCGGAGCGUUCAUUUUCAACACUUAAACGUUUAAAAACAUACUUAAGAACAACAAUGCAACAAAACCGUUUAAAUGCAUUGACAAUUUUGACAAUAGAGUCUGAUAUAACAAUAAAGUUAGAUUUUGAUAGUCUUAUAAACUCAUUUGCGUCUAUAAAAUCCCGACGAAAAAUAAUAUAGUUGUGAUAAUAAAUAGGUAUACAAAAUUUUAUAAUCUAGUUUUAUUGCUCAUACUACCUUACCUACUAAACUGAAAGCGGCACUUUUUGGUUAGCGUAGGGCGGCAAAUUGGUAAAUCCGGCACUGCGAUUAGCUUAUCCUAAUAGGCUAUCUGAUUUAGAGCCAUUGUUUGGUUUAUCAAGUCCAUAUUUGUCAGAUAUAGCAAAUACAGUUACUGAUCAUAUUUUUACCAAUUUUUCCCAUUUACUGUCAAAUUUGGAUAAUUUAAUGUGGUUAAACUACAACAAGUUGCAACAAUAUAGCCAGGUAACAUGGCAUUAUUAUUCGUGUGUAGAAAAAUCUAUAAAUUGCUUUAUUUUAGGCUAUUGCACGUAAAAACGCACCACUCAUAAACUGUUGGGGUUUUAUUGACGGCACUGCGCGUCCGGUAUGUCGACCAACGCUCCAGCAACAACAAUAUUUUUCUGGACACAAAAGAGUUCAUUGUGUUAAAUAUCAAUCAGUGGUCAGUCCAGAUGGAAUAAUUUGCAGUCUCAUAGGUGCAUAUGAGGGACGUCGGCAUGAUGCUGGGAUUUUAAGAGAGUCAAACCUGUAUAACCAGUUAGAACGGCGAUGUAAAUUUCCAAAUGGAGAAAAUUUUGUUCUAUAUGGAGACCCUGCAUAUGCAAUAAGAGAACUGCUAAUUUCUCCAUAUCGAAAUAGAAGACUCACUGAUGAGCAACAACAGUUUAACACCCGAAUGAGUUCAGUCAGACAGGCGGUAGAAUGGGGAUUUGGAAAGAUAAUAGCGGAAUUUGCUUUUUUAGAUUUCAAAAAAAAUCAGAAGUUAUUAUUGCAAGACAUAAAAAAAAUGUAUAUAACUGCUACAAUAUUAACAAAUUGUCAUACCUGCCUUAACGGCAGUCAAACAUCUGAAUACUUCAAUAUUGUGCCUCCCACACUG
This is a messenger RNA of Photinus pyralis (common eastern firefly), 4820 nucleotides long. Its product is annotated as zinc finger MYM-type protein 1-like. The coding region runs from base 1376 to 3877 and encodes 833 amino acids. The record is from RefSeq and is a predicted model, not a curated record. The transcript is spliced from 3 exons. Gene Ontology annotation, molecular function: protein dimerization activity. NCBI's taxonomy places the organism in Eukaryota, Metazoa, Arthropoda, Insecta, Coleoptera, Lampyridae.